This is a messenger RNA of Mixia osmundae IAM 14324, 814 nucleotides long. RefSeq lists its product as uncharacterized. The record is from RefSeq and is a predicted model, not a curated record. Gene Ontology annotation, cellular component: cortical actin cytoskeleton; actin filament; site of polarized growth. Gene Ontology annotation, molecular function: actin filament binding. The coding region runs from base 41 to 475 and encodes 144 amino acids. The transcript is spliced from 4 exons. Gene Ontology annotation, biological process: regulation of actin filament polymerization. Lineage: Eukaryota; Fungi; Basidiomycota; Mixiomycetes; Mixiales; Mixiaceae.
CGUCGUUUGGCGCAUUCGGUGACGUUGUUCGGCCUACGUGAUGGCCGACGUCAGCGACCCGGCCAUUCAAGCAGCCUACGAAGACGUGCGGAGUGAUGCCAAACCAACAAACUGGCUUCUGUUGGACUAUGGCGAGAAAGGCGACAAGCUCAGCGUGACUGCGACUGGCGAAGGUGGCCUAGACGAGCUCAAGAGCAAGCUAGAUGAUAGCAGGGCUUCCUACGGCUAUGCCCGCAUAGAAUAUGCCGUUGACGUGGAAAGCAAACGCGUCAGGAUGGUGUACAUCAUCUGGAUAGGCAAGGACGUCAAGGUCAUGCGUCGCGGAAAGACUUCUGUGCAAUCUGCAGACGUGAAAAAAGUCUUGCACAGUUUCAGCUUAGAAAUCCCAGCAAGCACGAGAGAAGAACUAGACGAAAAGGCAGUGGUCGAGCGACUGAAGAAGUACACGGGCGCCAAUUACGGCGCCGGCAGAUAGAUGCAUUUCUAGAGAGGCGCUGGCUUGCCAGGCGUAGCAGACUUGCUGCGUGUCAGCUUUUGCUUGAGCAAGUCCUCCUUGAGUCGCAAUUCUCGCUCUGCGGGGGUCGUCUCGGGCGACAUGCUCGGCCGCUGCUUGAUCCAAUCGUAAGCGAGGAGCGCAGAGGAUGAGGACGACUUACAACGAUAGGCUCGACAGCUUUCGCGCUACCUUUGAUCGAGAUCUGCUUUGGCCUGGUCUCGGAAGCAUUAUUGAGCAAAGGUUCACGAGUACUGCUGUUCUCCGCUCUAGGGGGACUUGCCGAAUGGACUGAUCCACUCCUCGCGCGGGAGGAUCGAG